Xiphias gladius (swordfish) is the source of this 3300-nucleotide messenger RNA. RefSeq names its product prolyl 4-hydroxylase, alpha polypeptide I b (gene p4ha1b). Gene Ontology annotation, molecular function: procollagen-proline 4-dioxygenase activity; protein binding; iron ion binding. The coding region runs from base 344 to 1990 and encodes 548 amino acids. Gene Ontology annotation, biological process: peptidyl-proline hydroxylation to 4-hydroxy-L-proline. Gene Ontology annotation, cellular component: endoplasmic reticulum. Lineage: Eukaryota; Metazoa; Chordata; Actinopteri; Istiophoriformes; Xiphiidae. The transcript is spliced from 15 exons. The record is from RefSeq and is a predicted model, not a curated record.
CUUUCUUUCUUUUCGCAUCAAUGCGCAUCCGUGGCUGCGCCCCUCCACGGGUCAAGACAACUAUGGACACCUCCCCAUGCAAUUUACAAACUGCGGCCCCUAAAAUCUAGUACCGGGAGUCUCUAUUCACGUGAGAAUCUGCACGUAGCUUUCAGACUCAGCCCCGCAGAGAUCCAGCCCUAACCGGCAGAUGGCCAACAGUGCAACGAAACAUCACAGAUAGGACGAACCACCUCUCUCACCCCGCGUUCAUCCCCUCGCCGUUAACUCAACCGAGUCCGUUUGAGCUGGGACCUCAGGAGGACCAAAACGACCGGGGGACACAUCUCCGCUAACUCGCAGGAUGCGCUCGUUUGGGAUGGAGCUGCCAUGUUGGUGCUUACUGUUGCUGAGCUGCCUGGAGUCGCUCUCAGCCGGCAAUGACUUCUUCACCUCCAUAGGCCAGAUGACAGAUCUGUUGUACACAGAAAAAGACCUUGUCACCUCUCUAAAGGACUACAUUAGAGCAGAGGAGAACAAGCUUGAGCAGGUCAAACGGUGGGCUGAUAAGUUGGAUUCAUUGACAGCCACAGCCACACAAGACCCCGAGGGCUUCCUGGGGCACCCUGUGAAUGCCUUCAAACUGAUGAAGAGGCUGAACACAGAGUGGGGGGACCUGGAGAGCCUUGUCCUCAGUGACACCACUGAUGGAUUUAUUUCUAACCUGACCAUCCAGAGACAGUACUUCCCUACAGACGAGGAUCAGACUGGGGCUGCUAAAGCUCUCCUGCGGUUACAAGACACAUACAGACUGGAUGCCAACACUAUCUCUACAGGAGACCUUCCAGGAGUCAAACAUAAGAGCCAUAUGACAGUGGAGGACUGUUACGAGCUGGGGAAAAUCGCCUACUCUGAUGUCGAUUACUACCACACAGAGCUGUGGAUGGCCCAGGCCCUAAAACAGCUUGAUCAAGGAGAGGAGUCCACUUUAGAUAUGGUGACAGUGCUUGACUACCUCAGCUAUGCCAUCUACCAACAGGGGGAGAUUGAGAGAGCCCUGGAGUACACCAAGAGGCUCCUUGAACUGGACCCAGAGCACCACCGGGCCAAGGGCAACCUGAAGUACUUUGAGUUCCAGUUGGAGAAGCAGAAAAAGGCUGUGGAGGAGGACGCUAAAAAACAGAAGGAGCGAGGGAAAAGACAAACAAGUGAGAAAAAGAAGAAGCCCAAAAAGAAGGUCACCAAUCAGCUGAUCCCAGAGAGGAAGAAGUAUGAGAUGCUUUGUCGUGGGGAAGGCAUCAGAAUGACCCCCCGAAGGCAGAGCCGUCUGUUCUGUCGUUACUAUGACAACAAUCACAACCCCAAGUAUGUGCUGGCACCUGUCAGACAGCAAGAUGAGUGGGACCGCCCUUACAUUGUCCGCUAUAUUGACAUCAUCUCAGACAAAGAAAUCGAGAAGGUCAAGCAGCUGGCAAAACCAAGAUUAAGGCGAGCCACGGUGCAUGACCCCCAAACUGGGAAACUCACUACGGCCCAUUACAGAGUCUCCAAGAGUGCUUGGCUCACUGGCUAUGAAGACCCCAUGAUUGAAAAGAUCAACCAGAGAAUUGAAGAUCUCACAGGGCUGGAAGUGGAUACUGCAGAAGAGCUGCAGGUUGCAAAUUAUGGCGUUGGAGGUCAAUACGAACCUCACUUUGACUUUGGAAGGAAAGAUGAGCCAGAUGCCUUUAAAGAGCUGGGCACUGGGAACCGCAUAGCAACAUGGCUUUUCUAUAUGAGCGAUGUAUCAGCAGGUGGAGCCACAGUAUUCCCAGAUGUUGGUGCAGCAGUUUGGCCCCAAAAGGGUACUGCAGUGUUCUGGUACAAUUUGUUUGCUAGCGGGGAGGGAGACUACAGCACCCGACAUGCAGCUUGCCCAGUGUUGGUGGGCAACAAGUGGGUAUCAAACAAAUGGAUCCAUGAACGAGGCCAGGAGUGGCGGCGACCUUGUGGCCUAAGUGAAAGUGAAUGAUUGAAAAAGAAAUCUCCUCAUCACCUCCCUGCCCCUCUCUCCCCUUUCUUUUUGACCAAAGAACACUGCUGCGGAUCGCAGAUGAUACAUACAGAUACAUGGGGUCCAAAUGGCCCACUCCCUCUCUACAAGCACUCCUGUUUCUCCCAGCUGUUAUUCUCUGAGCCCAGAGAUUGUUUGGAUUAAUGUCGAGCCCCUGGACAGUAUUAGCAUUGCUGUGACAGAUAACAUGUUCUUAAAGUUGUUGGAUGGUUUUGAGAACACCCAUUCCCUUUUCACUCCCAGCUUCUUUCUUUGCACUCUGUAUGAACUCUAGCUCUGCGGUGAGGUUAUCCGUCACUAGUGACUGAAGGGACCAGCUUCCUCGCUGUCAUUUUGAACCUUUAAGGGACAGUUUCCAUUUUAAGAGGCCUGUUUGAUUCAUUGUAUUCCUUUCAUUUCAUUAAGAGAGCACUUGGACCUCUGGUUUUUGAGACAAUGAAAAGAUUUUUAAAAAACAUUUAAAAAAAAAAAUGAAAAUUCAACUCUGCUUCCAAUACCUUAGCAUUAAAAUCCAAAGUAAGUGCUAUGUGGAGGGAAUAAAAGGAUUCACGGCACAUAAGAAAAUGGUCAAAAAAUGGAAAAUCUGACCAUAGUCCAGAGUAGUAUUUUUGGUUAAAAAAUACUUUAUUUCCUGUAAGUUGUGUAACUAAUCAAAACAGAUUUAAGUUGCCUGGCUACGUCUAGAUCUAUGCAGUACAUCAUCACAUAUCACACACCUUGUUGGGCUGCCUCAAAGCCAUAGUGUUUUUUCUAACUCCUUUGAAUGAUCACACUUGGACAUAUUGCUGGAUUUGUUGUACUUGAACAUACGGUUUGUACAAAUGCAUGGACACACUUACACCAGGAUACAGACACAGUUACAUACAUCCGACACGCUGCAUAGAAUUUAGUGUUGUAUGACACAAGUUUAAGUUGGUAUUUGUUCAUCCUGAUAGACCCAGUGUUGUGUAAGGACCUUCAAAACAGCAGAACAUGAACACCGGGGAAUGGAGGAGUGGACUGGAUACUAUACAUUGUGCCAUAACAGGUUUAAAUACCUUGUCUUUUAAAGAGUGAUUGAUUCUCUUAGGUUUGUAACAGUGCCCGUGGUGACCAGUGCUUUUGAGUGUGAGAAUAUGGGUUUUUCAAGGAAGAAGCAUUUAUUUAUAUGUCCCAAGCCUAUUUUGUGUUGUUGUUGUUUUUUUGUUUUUUUUUGUUUUUUUGUCUCAAAUGAAAGUCUGAAAUUGUUUGGUCUUUUUUUCUACAAUAAAGACUGUUUUAUUGAUCUC